This is a messenger RNA of Aureobasidium namibiae CBS 147.97, 789 nucleotides long. RefSeq names its product NAD(P)-binding protein. The record is from RefSeq and is a predicted model, not a curated record. The coding region runs from base 1 to 789 and encodes 262 amino acids. The transcript is spliced from 2 exons. NCBI's taxonomy places the organism in Eukaryota, Fungi, Ascomycota, Dothideomycetes, Dothideales, Saccotheciaceae.
AUGCAGCCUUGGGCCCUAGUCAGCCCAGCCUCCCGCGGCAUUGGUCUUCACCUCGCUCGCCAUCUGCUCCGGAAUACGAACCUGCCAAUCGUCACCACCGCGCGAAAGGACUUGGGUCAAGCCAAGGAAUCAAUCCUCGAUGGCUUGCAGGACGUCGACGAAAGCAGGCUCAAUGUCUUGAAGUUGGAUGUUCUUGACGAAACUACCAUCCAAGAUGCAGCUUCCGCUUGCAGUGACCUGUUUCCAAAGAAGGACAACUACCUGCAUCUGUCCUAUGCUAUUCCCGGCAUCUUGUGUCCCGAAAAGUCUCCCCAGCAGAUUGAUCAUGAUGAUGCCCUUCUGACUUUCCGAACAAACACAUUGGGUCCCAUGAUGAUGCUUAAACACUUUGGUCCUUUCUUGCCGCGGAAGUCGACUCAACUUGCCCAGGAUGCGUCGUUGCCCAAGACGGCUGUGUGGGCCACCAUGUCUGCUCGCGUGGGCAGCAUCACAGACAACCAGCUUGGAGGAUGGUACUCAUACCGUGCCUCCAAGGCUGCCGUCAAUCAGGUCACAAAGACUUUUGACAAUCACCUACGAACAGCAUCUGGCGAGAAGGCUAUAGCUAUAAGUUUGCACCCAGGCACAGUCAAGACAAACUUCAGCAAGGAAUUCUGGAGUGGUGUCAAAGAAGGAAAGCUAUUUAGUCCAGAGUUCUCAGCCGAGAAGCUAUAUGAAGUCGUCGUAGGCAGGACUCUUGAGGAUAGAGGCAAGUGCUGGGACUGGAAGGGCGAAGAGGUGCCACCUUAG